Molecule: messenger RNA, 3085 nt
Organism: Paraphaeosphaeria sporulosa
Lineage: Eukaryota; Fungi; Ascomycota; Dothideomycetes; Pleosporales; Didymosphaeriaceae
Exons: 3
Coding region: 129-3011 (960 amino acids)
Biological process (GO): regulation of DNA-templated transcription
Molecular function (GO): sequence-specific DNA binding; DNA-binding transcription factor activity
Source: RefSeq, a predicted model, not a curated record
CGCGCCAUCUUCGAUCGCGCCUCUUCUUAGAAGAGCGCUGCGAGGAGAAGGUUCCACGAACAUUGCGCCAGUCCAAAUCCGAUACCACAGGAACCGUUGCAGCAGAUCCAUCCCUCACAUUUGAUGUGAUGAAGUACAUCCAAAAGACGCGAGAAGCUAGGAAGGCCUUCCAAUCGAUAUCCUUGGACCACAGCACGGCACCGAAGCCUACACAUGAGCACAAGCUUCACACCCACCCACUCUUCAAACGUAACACUUCACGGCCUCCCGCACCUACGCCGGACCUUCUAACAAGAUCAUCGACGCUGAGCCUGCGGGGCAAACGAAGAGAUCACGGGCCGAAAGCUGUGGUUGAUAAAUCGCCCCUUGGCGACCGCCAGAAACCAUAUUUGAUGGAGCUUCUGCCUGACAUUUCAGAAAGAAAGGCAACGAACACCGAUGGAAUUCCUCAAAGGCCUACAUCGGUAGAGAGUGUCUUCUUCCGCUCACUAUACAACAUGCUCGAAGAUCAGAGCAUCCAACAUCUGAUUUCGUGGUCGAGCACAAACGAUGCUUUCGUUCUCUCUCCAUCGAGUGAAUUCGCCAAGGCUCUGCUUUCGCACUUCCACCACACCAGCAUUUCUUCGUUCAUCAGACAGUUGAACAUGUAUGGCUUCCAUAAAAGAGAUGGUCCAGGUGCUGCGCUCGCAGCAAUCGAAUCCCAGCAGUGCAAAGAAGAUGAUUUACGUGAAGUAGAUCCAGAGACACUUCAAAGCCGCCGGGAAGUUUCAUCCCCGGAGGAAUACGCCUUGCCAAAUCUCGGCAGCCUAAUUGCGGGAUGGCAAGCAACUCUCCCUCAUAAUCAAGCAGAAAGGGAUUCUGGCUUCCACGAGGGCGAUAUGGUCGAUGUACCACAGUCUUGGACCCGCGGAAUUGAGGGUGACGAUAUCGAUUCGACUGAUGAUCUGCACUCAGCACGCUCAUCGGGAUCGUCUCCCAUCGGCAACCCCAAGCUGCCAGCGACGGUGGAAAAUGCAAUUCAAAGAUUAAUCCUACCCGAGCUGAUUGUCCUAAAUGACGAGCAGCGGAUACAUGGGGAUCAUUCCGUGAUAGACAACACUGAGGAAAACGUCGUGGAGAGCCGGCAGACAGCCAUGGGAGCGCAGCCUAUCGUGGACCAUGAUCAACUGCGUCAAAACUCAAAUACCCGAAAUUCCCAAAAUCACAGAACUGAAGUACCGAGUGGGUCAGCUUCUAUACUAAACGGAAUUUACGAGCGAGCUUUGGUAGGCAAAGCAACUUCCAGUGAGAGCAGCAAAGUAGGCGCAGUAGCCAACAGUGGCAAUAGUUCCCCUCCGCAAAGUCAUCCCAGUCCACUCAGGCACCUCCGUCAGUCCCCAUUCCGCUUUGAUCAGAUCUUAAGGUCUUUUUCCGCACAUAAUGCGAACGGGAGUCGAGAGAGCUUGUUGAGCAGCCAUGAUGAAUCCGAAUGUGCCUCCGACACCUCCUCGGCGUCUCACCGCGAUGUUGACAUUCAUAACGCCCUAGAUUCGGCAAUGAGCGUAGUGAAAGGUGUAAUGCUCCAGAAGUUGGUUGGGCAAGCUCUGUCUGAAGCUACGGAGAUGAGCGGAGCUUCAAAUAGGGCUUCUGGAGAUGCGAACGCCUUUGAGUCCUUUCAGCCUUCGCGAUCCACUACAACCAAUAAUGGCGGCAAGCGAGCCCGAGGUGGAGGACGUGAUCCUGACGACGAAGGAGACGACGACUCAGACCAAGAAGACGAUAAUCGACCCAGAAAGAAAGGUCCAACCCAAAGGAUUCCUCAACGGAGACUAAAAUGCCCCUUUUAUUUGCGCCAACCAGAAAAGUACACCAAGGCAGCUUGCCGGGGUGAAGGUUUUGCCGAGAUGGGGAAGCUCAAGGACCAUUUAAAGCGUGUGCACAUGCACCCUUUGCGUUGCCACAGAUGCCACGAAGAGAUGUCCGAAGAAGAGCUGGAAGCGCAUAUGAUCAUGGAUAAUGCAUGUGCAAUAAGGCCAGCACCCCAGGACGAUCGCAUCGCGCCUCAGAAACUCUGGAGGCUAGACUUCAAAAGAGCACCGUUCGUGAAUGCCAGAAGUACGGAGGAGAAGUGGAAGAUGCUGUACAAGAUGCUGUUCCCUGCGGACGCAGAGGAAACCAUCCCUUCGCCUUAUACCCGCAACGCACUGUCCCCAGACCUUGCUCGCGCUCUUUCAGAAGCGCUCGAAGAGGAGCUCAACAAAGAGCUCGCACUGUUCAUGGAGCCGGUCAUUAGUCGAAUCAAGGAGCGCAUACCUGCUAUCAUUGAACGUUGUCGGACGACUCUGGCUACACGAGCCAUUAAUACAAUCGAAGAGACCAACGCGAAGACUCCUUUACCGGAAACAAGUCAGAGUCCACUUGUUACGAACCAAUCAGGGAGGCUACGAGAGAAGUUGAACUCUUCGGCUCAAAUACUCAAUGAUGGUUCCAGGCUGUACUCACAGCCGAGGUUGAGAGUUAGGGCAGUGAGAAGGAGACAACCACAAUAUUCGCCAGUUCCUCAGAUGACGCCGUCCAGAAGCAGUGAAGGAAGUGAAGAGACAUCAACAGUUUCUGCGUCGGCCAGUACAGACAAUAUCGCUCAUAUGAAUACUUUGAGAAGUAUACAAUACCCUGAGUCCAGCGCAAACAUCACUGGCGUAGGCGAUUGGAAUACAUACGACUCUAUUUCCGCUCCAAUGCAACCUGGUCCGGACACAACUAUACUGGGCUUCGGCGUUCCACCGCUCUAUCCGCCCUGCCAAGGGGUUGAGGAGCAAAAUCCUGCGUCGCGUCCGUACCACAACAAUCCAUAUCUCUAUGGCGGUGCUGCUUUUGGUGACAAUGGCGUGCAGGAUUGGAGCACCAUGGCAAACAUGGACAGGAAAAGCUUGCAAGCAUACCCGCCUGCUCCAGAACAGCUGCUUAACGAAGAUUAUCUCUCGAUGCAGUGCACACACUGGCAAGUUCCACCGCACGAUCAUCUCCCAUGACGGGGGCCUGGUCGAAGGUGAAGUGGAUGAUGUGACGUCUAUAGCUCGGUUUCAUUAAACAAUACAUAAUAUAC